AUGAAUAUACUUGACCAAAAGAAAGUGGAUAUUCGAACUUUAAUCGAUGGUUUGUGUAAUGAAAUAGAUGAUUAUGACAUUGUUUUAUCUAUAUGUAUGAGAUAUAUUAAAGAAGAAUCAAAUAAAUUUAUAGAUUUGGUAGUUUCAGCGAAGAACAAACCUGUUUCGUGCUCUUAUCAAUCAUUUAUACAAAGCUCAGAAGAAAAUAAAAAAUUGUUUUGGAUUCAAACGCAACAAAGUCAGUUCGAAGUUAAACCCAAUCGUUACAGAAAUGAAAUUAUAUUCGUUUAA
This is a messenger RNA of Dictyostelium purpureum, 291 nucleotides long. RefSeq lists its product as uncharacterized. The transcript has a single exon. The record is from RefSeq and is a predicted model, not a curated record. Bases 1 to 291 code for a protein of 96 amino acids. NCBI's taxonomy places the organism in Eukaryota, Evosea, Eumycetozoa, Dictyosteliales, Dictyosteliaceae.